GAGACUCGAACUUAGAUACAAAGAAACGAACACACUGUUAUGAUCAACUGACCUAACUCAUAUUUACGAAAGAAAAUAAUUCUUAAUACGAUAAGUAAUUCCUAAAAAUGGCCAUGAUACUUUGGUUAGUACUUGGUGCUAUAUGAAUCAUUCCCCCACCACAUGUGGUUGGAUCAGACGGUCAGAACAUCAUUGGAAAUGUUCUCUUGGAUGCAAAAUGCAAAAAAGAAAGAAAGAAAGAAAAAAUAAAAAUCAUGAGGCUAUUAUUAUAAGCUCCCCCACUAAAGAGACGGGCACGAGGGCACGUGGUGGCUGAUUCCGCUAGUUAUUAAAACUAGUACUGGCGACUUUCCAGUAAAACCGUUGAGCCCCAACCUCCUCCCAGCUGGCAAUAGCUGUCCGAUCCCUCCCUCCCCCAUGUGACCCCACUGCACAAUAGAGAUCGAGAUAAAAUUUAUUUCAUUAAAUAAAUAAUAAAAAAUAUUAAAAAUAAAAGAAGAAGCUCAAAAUAUAAUCAUGUUGUCUCGUGGGUUUCUUUCUUAACCCCCCCUCCUCAAACAAUAUUCAUGAUUGAACCUUCAACAUUCCCUGGUUUGUGUGUAUUUUUUUUUUUGGGUAUAUAUAUAGGAGCCUUUGUUGGAGCUUGUAAUUUUGUUUGGUUUCUUCCGAGACUCAUAUCCCUCAUCUCCUCUCUUUCAUUCUCUCUCUCUCUCUCUGUCUCUCUUAAUCAUUUUAACAUUCCAAGUUUGAUUGAGAUUGUGGUUAAUUUGUGUACAUUAUGGCACAAUUACCUCCUAAAAUCCCAAGCAUGACACCCAGUUGGCCUGACUUUUCUCACCAAAAGAUGCCUCCCAUGGGCCAUUUUGCACCCAAUGGAAAUGCCCCUGCGGUCAACGCCACCACCGCAUCUCAAAACUCUUGUUGGGUUGAUGAAUUCAUCGACUUCUCUUCGGCGAGACGUGGGUCCCACCGGAGAUCGGUCAGCGACUCCAUUACCUUCCUCGAGACACCAAUGCAGGACGAAUGCCGUGCACCGCAUGGUUCACACCCCAACAACCACGAGUUUGAUAGGUUUGACGACGAACAAUUCAUGUCCAUGUUCACAACCGAAGAAAUCUCUGCUGCCGCCGCCGCCGCCGGCCCCACCGGCUCGUCCUCGAACCCGUCCUCGCCUUCCGACCAUAACAGCAUUAAUGAGGACGAGAAAGAAGCGGAUGCGCCUCAUCACAAGCAGCUGAAGAACGAAUCUGAAGAGGUGGAAAGCCAAUGCGAACAACCAAAUCCAAAUGAUACAACGAAGAGCAAGUCCAAUGACAGGAAAAUUGAUCCAAAAAGGGUCAAGAGAAUCUUGGCAAACAGACAAUCUGCACAAAGAUCACGGGUGAGGAAGCUGCAGUACAUAUCAGAACUCGAACGCAGCGUUACCUCUCUACAAGCUGAAGUUUCAGUUUUGUCACCGCGGGUUGCGUUUCUUGACCAUCAACGCUUGCUGCUAAAUGUCGACAACAGUGCUCUCAAACAAAGAAUUGCAGCAUUGGCGCAGGAUAAGAUUUUCAAAGAUGCUCAUCAAGAAGCAUUGAAGAGGGAAAUAGAGAGGCUAAGGCAAGUAUAUCACCAACAAAACCUCAAGAAGAUGGAGAACGUUGCUCAAUCACCAACACCACCCUCAGACACCAUAACAACUCCUGAAAAAGAACAGCUCCUCAAUGUUUCCUCCUAAUCAUCAUUUAAUUUCCUCUAGUGUGGUUAAUUAAGGGCCUAAUGAAAUCUCAUCAUGUGGUCUCCAAACAAAUUAUACCCUAAAUUCAUGUCUAUUGAAAAUCAUGUCAGCAUUUUGGAUAAUUGAUUUCAAAACUACAUCGGUCUUUUGAAGAAAUUGAAGACGAAUCAAUUAUAAGAAAAAUAGACGCACAGUUGUAUACAACUGAUUAUACUCACCGUGUGAGCAAGUUUGCUGAUUUUGAAGACAUGAUGAACAUGGAAAGAAGUCACAUUAUUCUAGGUGACUUGGCUGCUGCUGCUGACCUGUGCAGUCACGUGUUGUGUUUAGCUUUAAAGAAGGGGACCACUCAGAUAAUGAAUGAUUGGGUUGCAGGAAGGAACAUGUGCAUCUGUGGUUUUUAGAAAGAAAAGGAGGACUAGGAUUGUACCGCUUUAGCUGAUUUUGGGUGUGUAUGUGAUGAUUCGUUAAUAUUCUAUUGGCAUUAUUUUUUUAAUUUUAUUUUUGGACUUUAAAUUUUCAAAUUAGUGCUAAUUGGUAUAAGGCAAAGUAUAGUGGGGUUGUGUUGGGAUGCACGAAAGUAAGGGUAGCAGCAGGGAGAUGCUCGGCACUUUGAUGUCAGAUUUGUUGUACAUUUUUAGUGUAUUAUUGGUUGUAAUAACUUCAUUGGCCGAAAUAAUUUAUCAAAACGAGGUUUAAAUUACAAAGAAAA
Messenger RNA from Prunus persica (peach), 2432 nucleotides. Its product is annotated as basic leucine zipper 61. Lineage: Eukaryota; Viridiplantae; Streptophyta; Magnoliopsida; Rosales; Rosaceae. Gene Ontology annotation, molecular function: DNA binding; DNA-binding transcription factor activity. Gene Ontology annotation, cellular component: nucleus. Gene Ontology annotation, biological process: positive regulation of DNA-templated transcription. Bases 779 to 1720 code for a protein of 313 amino acids. The transcript is spliced from 4 exons. The record is from RefSeq and is a predicted model, not a curated record.